This is a messenger RNA of Helianthus annuus (common sunflower), 3195 nucleotides long. Its product is annotated as probably inactive leucine-rich repeat receptor-like protein kinase At3g28040. Gene Ontology annotation, molecular function: ATP binding; protein binding; protein kinase activity. Gene Ontology annotation, biological process: protein phosphorylation. Bases 71 to 3088 code for a protein of 1005 amino acids. NCBI's taxonomy places the organism in Eukaryota, Viridiplantae, Streptophyta, Magnoliopsida, Asterales, Asteraceae. The record is from RefSeq and is a predicted model, not a curated record. The transcript is spliced from 2 exons.
AAUAAUCACACACACUCACUAACACCUUCAGUCCCAUCUCUUCCAUGUAACUUUCAAGAACAAAACUUAAAUGGGCUAUCUUCAAUUUUUCAUUUUUGCAUUAAUCUCAGUGUCUUCAUUGAGAUCUUGCAAAGGCAUUGAUCAUGAUGGUAGUAAUGAUAAUAAUGAUGAUGAUGUUAUAGGACUUAUAGCAUUCAAAGCAGACAUUAUUGACUCAUCAUCACAUCUAUCAUCAUGGAAUCAAGAUGACAUCUCCCCAUGUUCUUGGAAGUUCAUAACAUGUAAUCCGGCAACCGGAAGAGUCACCGAGCUGUCGUUAAUCGGCUUAAAUCUCUCCGGAAAGAUCGGUAGAGGCCUCGAAAAGGUUCAAAACCUCCAGGUACUAAAUCUAGCUCAUAACAACUUUACAGGAAGCCUUAACCUUCAGUUGUCAUUACUAAACAAUCUGGAAAGCGUUAAUCUUUCGCGUAACGGGCUUUCUGGUAACAUCCCGCCUUUUUUAACCAACUCUAGGAGGUUAAAGUUUCUUGAUUUGUCGAAAAACUCAUUAUCUGGCCCGGUUCCUGAUGAGUUUUUCUUAAGCUGUUCGUCUCUUCGAGUACUUUCGUUGUCCGGAAAUAACAUUAACGGGCCAAUUCCUAACUCGGUUUCUCAAUGUACCACUCUUAACCAUCUUAAUCUUUCCAAAAACCGGUUUUCUGGUAGUCCCAACUUCGCUGCGGGUCUUUGGUUGUUGACCCGGAUCAGAACGUUGGAUCUUUCGCAUAACACAUUAACGGGUCGUGUACCAGAUGGCGUAUCAAACUUGCAUUACUUGAAAGAGCUUUUCCUACAAGGGAAUCAUUUCUCAGGUGGUUUGCCUUCUGAUUUAGGAUUAUGCUCACAUUUAAGGAAGUUAGAUUUGAGUAAUAAUCUGUUUACAGAAUCAGUUCCAGUAUCUAUUCAGGGUCUUUCGUCUCUAACUUAUUUAAAUCUAGCGAAUAAUGUAUUAACCGGCGAUUUUCCUGAAUGGAUCGGGGAACUAAACGGUUUGGAAUACUUGGAUGUUUCGGGCAAUGGGUUGACCGGAACACUCCCGGAGUCAGUUGGGGGUUUAGGGGUACUCACUUACAUGAGUCUUUCGGGUAACAACAUAAGUGGGAAUAUUCCUAAGUCGUUGAUCUACUCGAGUAAGCUCUCUGUGGUUCGGUUAAGAGGGAAUAGAUUCAAUGGUAGCAUACCCGAGGGUAUGUUUGAGCUCGGGUUGAGCCAGAUUGAUCUUUCGAGGAACCAGUUGACCGGUUCGGUCCCUCCUGGUUCUAGUCGGCUUUUUGAGACUCUUGAGUCUAUGGAUCUGUCUGCAAACGGGCUAACGGGUGACAUUCCGGCUGAAAUGGGACUUUUGUCCAAGUUGAGAUACUUGAACUUGUCAUGGAAUAAUUUUGAGACAAGAAUGCCCCUGAAGCUUGGGUAUUUUGAGAAUCUAACGGUGUUGGAUCUACGAAAUGGAGCGUUUCAUGGGUCACUCCCCGCUGAUAUAUGCGACUCUGGAAGCCUACAAAUUUUGCAACUCGAUGGAAAUGAUUUAACGGGAACGAUACCUGAAGAGAUCGGGAAGUGUUCAUCCCUCUACUUGCUGAGCAUGUCCCACAACGAUUUCCGGGGAUUUAUUCCAAGAUCAAUGUCACGUCUGAAAAAACUCAAGAUUCUCAAACUAGAUUCGAACCAGCUAAGUGGCGAGAUACCACAAGAGCUAGGCGAAUUAGAAAACCUGUUAGCGGUAAACAUAUCCUACAACCGACUACAAGGAAGGCUUCCCGAUAGAGGCAUAUUUCCAAGCUUACAGGCAAGUUCUUUAGAGGGUAAUAUGGGCAUUUGCUCACCAUUUCUAAAAGGACCAUGUAAAAUGGAUGUCCCAAAGCCUUUAGUUCUUGACCCGUUUUCAUACGCGAAUCAAAUGGGAAAUCAUGAAGGGGGAACGAAAUCUUCGAAAGGUUCUAAGCAUCAUAAGUUUCUUAGUACGUCGGUUAUAAUCGCUAUUUUAGCGGCUGUUUUGAUCUCCAUUGGUGUGCUGGUGAUAAGCUUACUCAACAUUUCAGCAAGAAAACGGCUGCAGUUUGUUGGUAACGCGCUUGAGAGUUGCUCGAGCUCAUCUCGCUCUACACGCAGCCUAACGAUCGGGAAGCUUGUUUGGUUUGAUUCCAAGAUUGCCCCUGGUUGGGUUGCUAACCCGGAAACAUUGCUACACAAGGCAGCUGAGAUCGGGAAGGGUGUUUUUGGAAAUGUUUACAAGGCUUCGUUAGGCGAAGAGGGUAGAGAUCUUGCAAUCAAAAGCCUUGUUGUAUCGAACAUGAUUCAGUAUCCGGAAGAUUUCGAUCGAGAGGUUCGAGUUUUAGGGAAAGCAAGACAUCCGAAUCUCGUGUCGGUGAAAGGAUAUUACUGGACUCCUAGCUUGCAGCUUCUAGUGACGGAUUACGCGCCUAAUGGUAGCUUGCAAGCCAAGCUACAUGAAUGGUCAACGUCGAGUCAACCUCUUUCGUGGACGAAGCGGUUCAAGAUCUUGCUAGGGACAGCAAAGGGUCUGGCCCACUUGCACCAUUCGUUCCGCCCGCCUAUCGUUCAUUACAAUCUCAAACCUAGUAACAUUCUUCUAGACGAUGACUUCAAUCCGAAAAUAUCGGAUUAUGGUUUGACUAGAAUCGUGGCGAAACUUGACAAGCAAGUAAUGAGCAACCGGUUUCAAAGUGCAUUAGGAUAUGUGGCUCCAGAGUUAGCUUGUCAAAGCUUACGCGUCAAUGAGAAAUGUGACGUUUAUGGCUUCGGGGUCUUGAUUCUUGAGGUUGUUACGGGUAGACGGCCAGUUGAGUAUGGAGACGACAAUGUGUUGAUACUUGAGGAGCAAGUUAAGAUGAUGCUAGAAGAAGGGAAUGUUCUAGAAUGUGUUGAUGAGAGCAUGGGGCGGUAUCCGGAAGAAGAGGUUUUGCCGGUUCUUAAACUGGCAUUGGUAUGCACUUCUCAGAUACCUUCGAGCAGGCCUUCGAUGGCGGAAGUGAUCCAGAUAUUACAUGUCAUCAAGACCCCUGUUCCUCAUCGAAUGGAAGCGUAUUAAGAGUGUUACAAUUCUAACUUUAAUUAUGUAUAAUUGUAGUACUUUGUUGUUCUGAGAAAUUAAUGUUUUGUUCAGGGUGGUUUUAUUGAUUACCUAGCUUCUUUUUA